This is a messenger RNA of Trichoplax adhaerens, 1782 nucleotides long. RefSeq lists its product as uncharacterized. Gene Ontology annotation, molecular function: protein binding. Gene Ontology annotation, cellular component: cytosol. The coding region runs from base 1 to 1782 and encodes 593 amino acids. The transcript is spliced from 15 exons. NCBI's taxonomy places the organism in Eukaryota, Metazoa, Placozoa, Uniplacotomia, Trichoplacea, Trichoplacidae. The record is from RefSeq and is a predicted model, not a curated record. Gene Ontology annotation, biological process: canonical Wnt signaling pathway.
AUGACAAUCAAUCAAUCAAAAAAAAAUAUGAAAGGGCAACAAAUUGUCACUUAUACAUUGUGGAUUAAUUCACAAUUGAAAAAGAUCUCUGGACAACGCCAAAUUUAUCAAUUUCAAGAUGAUCUUCGAGAUGGGGUUGCCUUGGCACAACUUAUUGCUGCAUUAAGCGGCGAAAUUCUACCUGGCAUCGAUAAUAAUCCUGAAACAAUUGAAGCUUGUCAAAAUAAUGUCGACCGAGUCUUACAAUUUAUGGCAGCUAAACGCAUGCAAAUGCACCGAACAGUAGCAAAAGACAUUGUUGAUGGCAACAUUAAAGCUACCAUGAGAUUGGUAUUAGCUAUCGCUGCCCAUUAUAAACCUCAUAGCGUUAAACAAUCAAGCUAUACCAAUAGAUCAGCCUAUCAUUCAUCUACUCUUGAUCGCCAUACAUCCUACAAUAUAUCCAAUGAUGGUCACAAUUCUGAUAAAAGUGCCCGACGAGCGCAAUCAAGUACCGAUAAUUAUUUAUCUGCAGGAAGUACAUCACAGUUAUUAAGGAAUGGCCUAAGCACAGACAGUGUACCCUCUAGCGAUGCUAGUGGCCGACGAAGAUCCAAAUCGCCUAGUAGAAAAAAGUUACCAGCUGGUCAAGCCCCAAAAGUAAUACGAAAGAAAUCGUUUAAUCAUAAUGAUAGUUCGGAUGACAACCACAAUCGAUCUCAAGACGCACAAUAUAAAUAUGUUACGGCUAGUGUUCAUCAAAUAUCACCAUCUCGGAAUAGCUAUAAUUCAGAUGAUCGCAGUCAAAAUUCAACACCUGGACUUGCUGUUACUGACGACCAAAUAAUAUUACAACAUUCUCCCAUCCAAGAUAAAUCAAAAAGCAGACGAGGAAAGUAUGGAGACGAAGUAAGUUCACAUCCAUCUGACGAUAACAGCAUGUCGAAUAGCGCAUCAUUAGAAGAAUAUUACAAGAAUGAAAUUUUAACUUAUCGAAAAGAAUUAAUCAGUUUACAAGGCACCUUGUCUGAAUUACGAAAUAAACUGACUGAGCAACAAGAUAACAAUUUCAAACUACAGAAACAAUUACUAGACAGAGAUUUAGAAAAUCAAAGAUUGAUGACUGAACGGAAAUCGCUAGAUUCUAAACGAAAAGAUAACGGUAAUCAUAAGCGUCGCAAUUCCUUUACAGGCCUGGAUGACACGGUUCAGUAUAUUGCUUCAACUGAACUAGAUAGAUCAAACUCAAAUGUGCGCCUAAAAACUCGACAAUUGUAUUUGACAUUGCAAGAAUAUGCCGCCUGUGAGGGCCAAAUUGAUGUCGGCUCCGUUAGAGCAUUAAUGGAUGAUUUUGCUAAAAACCUUGCUAUAGGAGAUGAUCAAGAAAGAAUAAAAGCUAGAGCUCAGUCAAAAUUGCCAGCACAAGAAAUCGAUGCGCAACAACAAUUUAUUGAAAGCGAAGAUGAUGAGCAGACAGUAGGAUCCUACCAAUCUAAAGCCGAUGAAAUCAUUAAUAACUAUCUGGCAGAACAAUCCAAUACAGCAGAUAAAGUGACCAAAGUAUCUUAUCAUCUAGAAGGCGAAACUAAGCCAUCCACUUUUCUGAUCCACAAAAGACUUGGACAAAUCACAUUCGGAGAUUUUAAAAAGAUUUUAAAUUUCACCGGCUACUAUCACUAUUACUUUAAAGAACUAGAUCCUGAAUUUGGAACUGUCAAGAAAGAGUUGUUCGAUGAUGAUGAUAUUUUACCUGGUUGGGAAGGAAAUAUAAUGGCGUGGAUUGAAGAAGGAGUCACUGUUUAA